Messenger RNA from Ostreobium quekettii, 2232 nucleotides. The record is from the annotation of a GenBank genome assembly. Lineage: Eukaryota; Viridiplantae; Chlorophyta; Ulvophyceae; Bryopsidales; Ostreobiaceae.
AUGGAUUGGCGGGGCGCGGCGGCCGCAGGCAAUCCCCACGUGCACUGCUGCAGCUACCGGGUGGACGACGGGAGCGACUUCUACACCAAUCCCGAGCUGCUGGACCACUUCCGGGAGGCCAAGUGCGAGGCAUACCCCAGGCGCUUCAAGGACCUGGGUGACAGCUUUGGGGUCUACAACAGCCUGGGAACGGACCUUAGAAACCUGAGGCGUUUCGACAGCGUCUGCGGGCAGGCCACCAGGAGAGAAGAGACCGACCUGCGGUCCUUCUACACACCGCAGUAUCCCAUGGCGUCAUACAAGCGAGGGGAGCGCGUGUGUCUCGUAUGGCCCUCCCUGAAUCGCCGCUCAAUGGACAUGCCGCAAGCUAACAUGAGUGAACAGGGAAGGAACGUUUAUGGGAAUUCCAUCAAUACCCCUGAUGGCGGAAUGUACAUAAUGAGCUCCGAGAAGGAUGCCAUAAGGGAUGCCACACUUUCGGAGUUAUUCAACCUGGAAGUCGGCGCCUUCACCUCGCCAAAGGAAGAGCGCGUUGUGGCCUUCCUGGGCAAGAGCGAUUUCGGGCAGGACGACAUGAAGGGCUAUUCGAACUGCCCCAUGUUCGGCCAGAACGGCGCCAUGGCGGGCAACGUGCCAAUGGAUCGCCUUGGGCGUGACGCCUGCGGCCAGUGCUUCCUGGUGCCGCAGACAAUGGAGCCCGGCACAUACACCUUCUACUGGUACUGGCGGGCGACGGAGCAAGAAGUCCGCAAUUACGGCAACCCCCGCGAGUUCCCAGAGGAGUACAUCACCUGCUUCGACGUGACCAUCGAGGAGGGGACCGUGGACGAGUGCCCGCUGGCCGGCGACAACGGCCAGUAUCCCGGCAACCUGCCCGGCACAGGGCGCCAUUCGGGCGACUACAAGCCCACCGGCUACACCACAGGGGGCCCCAUCGUCCCCUCGAGCAUCCAGACUUGCACCAAGGGCGAUGCGCCUCCCCAGCCCUCACCCCCACCUACCACCCCACCUCCGCCUGUCAUCUCCGCUCCCCCCCCUCCACCUACUGCUGCUCCUCCUGUUGAUUUCCCAGAUGUCGCCCCCCAAAUACCACCUGCCGCCCCCCCCCCCUCCACACCCAGAGGCAUCCCCCCAGUCACACCCCAGGCUACCCCGCCGUCUAGUCCCCCAGCUACCCCCCCGUCUACUCCCCCGGCUACUGCCCCAACUACUGCCCCAACUACUGCCCCAACCACUGCCCCAACUACUGCCCCAACUACUACCGCAGCAGUUCCCCCCGCUCCCCAGGUGAUCACCACCAUCCCCGUGGAGGGCCCCCAGCCGCCUGCCGCCGACACCCCCGCCCCGGCGCCCGACUCUCCCGCCCCCGCGCCAUCGGGGCCGGUGGUAGAGCCCCCGGCGGAGCCGGAGGUGUGCAUGGUGCAGCCGGGCGCGGAGUACGACGGCACGGAGCUCAGCGGGGACGUCAUCGAGGUGGACACGGCGGACGAGUGCUGCGAGGCGUGCAGAGCCGCGCAGGCCGACGGCGCCCCCAACGAGGCCUGCAACACCUUCACCUACUGCCCCGCCAACGCCAACCCCGCCGACUGCAGCCCGCGGCAGUGCGUGCUGAAAUUCAGCCAGCAGCUGCCCGCGCCGGUCAAGUCCGUCAACGUCUGGACCUCGGGGACCAACUGCUUCCCAGACGCCGGCGCUUGCGAGGACCCGCCCGAUGACGCCUGUCCCGUGCAGACGGGCACCAAGCGCAGCGGCGCGAUGUCCACCUUCAAUGACGCCAGCGACCUGCUCGUGAUGACGCCAGCGCAGUGCUGCUCGCUGUGCCAGAGGACGCCAGGCUGCAGGUCGUGGGCGUGCGACGGCAGGAACGGCGGGUGCGCGCUGAAGACGAGCGUCCCUCAACAGGUGAAAGUUCCAGACGACAUCCUUUUCUUCAGCGGCGUGGUGGACUCGGAAGGCGAGUCCGACGAGGUCUUGUUCGACAUCCUCCCGGAGGACACCCCCUGCGCCGUGGAGACCGGCGUCGACUUCCCCGGGAACGACAUCGAGCAGGUGACGACGGACACCACGGACGAGUGCUGCAGGCUGUGCGAGAACCACUUUGGGCCGGACGGGACGACCCCCGACUGCUUCGCUUGGACGAGGAACACGGAGACGGGCUUGUGCACCCUGAAGAACAAGAUUGCGCCCAGGACGUUCGAAAACGAGGGCCUCGUGGGGGCAACAGUGUUUUGA